Prorocentrum cordatum is the source of this 321-nucleotide messenger RNA. The record is from the annotation of a GenBank genome assembly. Lineage: Eukaryota; Dinophyceae; Prorocentrales; Prorocentraceae.
AUGGUAUGCUACGGGUGCGCAACAUUCCUCCGGGAGUUCUACCAGCAGUACCAGCGGCUGAUGAGGGCCAACGUCGACAGCGUGUUCAGGGAUUGCUACGCGCAUUUCUUCAUCCACGACGACGGGGAGGACUACCAGUACAGGUGGCAGGUCGUCUCCCCGAAGGUCCUGAACAUCCUCGACUCUGUGCAGUCCGCCUCGGAACUGCCGAGGUUCUAUUCCUGGGAGACGUUCCGCAUCCACGACUGCCUCGAGAAGGACGUGUGGUACCUGCGCCAGAUCGCAAGGCAUCUGCGCGAGCCAGCCCCCUCCGCGAAGUGA